GGCUAGGCGCGGGAGGAGGAGAAGCGGUGGGGAGGCGCAGCCGCUCACCUGCGGGGCAGGGCGCGGAGGAGGGAUCCGGGCUGCGCGCUCUCGGGCCGAGGAGCCGUCGGGACGCGCCCGGAGCCCCGGACGCAGCCAAGCUCCGGGCGUCCCCCACCCCUCGGCCGGGCGAACCCGAGGGGUGCAGCUCUUUGCUUUGACAGAGCAGCCCGGCGGAGGCUUGGAGAGCGUCGAGAGAGCGAGCGAGCCAGGCAGAAAUUCGAGCCGGGAACAAAGAGGGGUCGGGCUGUGUGUGUGUGUGUGUGUGUGUGUGUGUGUGUGUGUGUGCGCGCGCGCGCGCGCUUGUGUGUCGGCUCCAGCUCCUGGCAGAAGCAUUUGGGUCCGAGGCCCCUGCUGUGACUCCCCGAGAUCCCGCGGUGCCCUCCACUGCCGACUCCUAGCGCUCGCCGGCAAAAACUUUAUUCUUGGCAAACUUCUGUUUCUCUUCCCCUCCUCCUCCGCCCCCACCUCCUCCGCCCCCACCUUCUCCUCCUCCUCCUCUAGCAGAUUAAACGCGUCUGGAGAAGGAAAACCGAAGCGAAAGGGAAGGACAUAAGAAGCUCUAUAACGGACAUAUUCCAACAGGGGUGGCUAUUUUUUCCCCUCCAGGAAGUGGACAUUUUGUUAUCUUUUGAUUCUCCUGCCCCUUCUCUGCUGGGGCAGAAGGAGCCUUUUUGCCCAGCUCUCCUCUUUUCUCGGAAAACUUCCAACUCGGCAUCCGGGGGAACUAGGGUGGAGAGGUUUACGUAGAGAAGCGCCGACGGACCCUCCUCAGCACUUUGGAGAGUCGUGCCUCCCCCAAAACAAGCGUCCUCCGCGCGCACACCCCGGAGGAGUUGGGGGCGUGGGUUGGCCACCGGAGCAGCCAAGCCUAGAGCACCCCACAUUGCGCUGCACAGACGCCUGCAGAGGCGCCGGCGGCGGCGGCGGCCCUCGCAACCCGGUGCCCAUCAGCCUCGAAGGCGGGCGCCGGCGGAGGUCUCCGCGGAGCGGGAAGGCGCGGGCGGCCGCCGGGGCGCGGGCACCGCCGCAGCUGGUCGGGCUGCCGGCCGCCGGCCCUGAGCUCGCUGGCCCCACUUCCGCCCACUCUCCUCCCUCACGCAUCCUUCCAAUUCUCCUUUCCUCACCCUCCCACUUUCGUUGACCCCCUCUCUUCCCUGCUGUCGCCUUGGGUGCUCCCCCAGCAGAGCGGAGAUUACAGAGUGGUCGGGAUGCCCCAACUCUCCGGGGCAGGCGGCGGCGGCGGGGGGGACCCGGAACUCUGCGCCACAGAUGAGAUGAUCCCCUUCAAGGACGAGGGCGAUCCCCAGAAGGAGAAGAUUUUCGCUGAGAUCAGUCACCCCGAAGAGGAAGGCGACUUGGCCGACAUCAAGUCCUCCCUGGUUAACGAGUCCGAAAUCAUCCCGGCUAGCAACGGACACGAGGUGGCCAGACAAGCACAAGCCUCUCAGGAGUCCUACCACGACAAGGGCAGAGAACAUGCUGAUGACGGAAAGCAUCCAGAUGGAGGCCUCUACAACAAGGGACCCUCCUAUUCGAGUUAUUCCGGGUACAUAAUGAUGCCAAAUAUGAAUAAUGACCCAUACAUGUCAAAUGGAUCUCUUUCUCCGCCCAUCCCGAGAACAUCAAAUAAAGUGCCCGUGGUGCAGCCAUCUCAUGCAGUCCAUCCUCUCACCCCCCUCAUCACUUACAGCGACGAGCACUUUUCUCCAGGAUCACACCCGUCACACAUCCCAUCAGAUGUCAACUCCAAACAAGGCAUGUCCAGACAUCCUCCGGCUCCUGAGAUCCCUACCUUUUACCCCCUAUCUCCGGGUGGUGUUGGACAGAUUACCCCCCCACUUGGCUGGCAAGGUCAGCCUGUAUAUCCCAUCACGGGAGGAUUCAGGCAACCCUACCCAUCCUCACUGUCAGUCGACACUUCCAUGUCCAGGUUUUCCCAUCACAUGAUUCCUGGUCCUCCUGGUCCCCACACAACUGGCAUCCCUCAUCCAGCUAUUGUCACGCCUCAGGUCAAACAGGAACACGCCCACACUGACGGCGACCUGAUGCACGUGAAGCCUCAGCAUGAACAGAGAAAGGAGCAGGAGCCAAAAAGACCUCACAUUAAGAAGCCUCUUAAUGCUUUUAUGUUAUACAUGAAAGAAAUGAGAGCAAAUGUCGUGGCUGAGUGUACUCUGAAAGAAAGUGCAGCUAUCAACCAGAUUCUAGGCAGAAGGUGGCAUGCCCUGUCCCGCGAAGAGCAGGCUAAAUAUUAUGAAUUAGCGCGGAAGGAAAGACAGCUACAUAUGCAGCUUUAUCCAGGCUGGUCUGCAAGAGACAAUUACGGUAAGAAAAAGAAGAGGAAGAGAGAGAAACUACAGGAAUCUGCAUCAGGUACAGGUCCAAGAAUGACAGCUGCCUACAUCUGAAACAUGGUGGAAAACGAAGUUCAUUCCCAACGUGCAAAGCCAAGGCAGCGGCCCCGGGGCCUCUUCUGGAGAUGGAAGCUUGUUGAAACCCAGACUGUCUCCACGGCUUGCCCAGUCGACCCCAAAGGAGAACUGACAUCAACUUCACCCUGAGGUCACUGCUAGACACUGAUCCAUAAAGACAAUCACUGCCAAACCCCCUUUCAUCUACUACAAGAGCCAAGUUCCAAAAUAAAGCAUAAAAGGUUUUUUAAAAGAAAAUGAAAAAGCACAUGAGAAUGCUAGCAGGCCCUGGGUCGGCUAGCAGCUUGCCUCCCCUCAUGUCUGCCGCGCGCUUCCCAGAGCAUCUAGCAUCCACACCUGUAACCUUCGGCAAGGACGGCAGCUUGGCCGCCUCCGCCUGCCCUGAGCAACUGUUGCCGGUGGCCAGCACAUCCAUCAGCGUCCCGGUGGGGAACCUGUGGAAGAGUUCCCUCUUUGUCUCCAUUCUUCUUUCCUUCCUUCCUCCCAAAGCUUUUAUUUAACAAUGCAAAAGGAUGAAUCUUACGUUUGCUUUUUUUUUUUUAAACUUGAAUUUUUUUUAAUUUACACUUUUUAGUUUUAAUUUUCUUGUAUAUUUUGCUAGCUAUGAGCUUUUAAGUAAAAUUCAAAGAUCUGGAAAAGUUUGAAAUAUAAACGAAAUGAAAAGAAGCCGCCCUUUUUUUUGAGCGACAUUUUGUCUCUAAUGGCUUCUCUGUGAAUGACCUGUACCAAAUAGUAGCCUCUGUCUUCUAAGGUGUUCGAUGGAGCUAAAUAAAUGUAACGGCCCAAUCCACUCUGUUGGUAGCAGUUGGCAGUACUAUUUCAUUUGAUUUUUCUUCUGAUCUGUCUUUUUUUUUUUUAAUGGUAAACCUUAACAGAAACUUUCAGUAUGCCGGUUUGCAGUGAAUUUUCAUUUCUUUCCUUCUUGCCCCCUUCUUGUAAAAAGCCCAGCACUUGAAUUGUUAUUACUUUAAAUGUUCUGUAUUUGUAUCUGUUUUUAUUAGCCAAUUAGUGGGAUUUUAUGCCAGUUGUUAAAAUGAGCAUUGAUGUACCCAUUUUUUUUUUAAAUAGCAAGGCACAGCCUUUGCCCCAAACUAUCAUCUAACGUUUGUCAUUCCAGUUUGAGUUAACGUGCUGAGCAUUUUUUAAAAGAAGCUUUGUAAUAAAACAUUUAAAAACAAAGUCUCAUUU
Messenger RNA from Hipposideros armiger (great roundleaf bat), 3662 nucleotides. RefSeq names its product lymphoid enhancer binding factor 1 (gene LEF1). Bases 1251 to 2450 code for a protein of 399 amino acids. Lineage: Eukaryota; Metazoa; Chordata; Mammalia; Chiroptera; Hipposideridae. Gene Ontology annotation, biological process: regulation of transcription by RNA polymerase II; canonical Wnt signaling pathway. Gene Ontology annotation, molecular function: RNA polymerase II cis-regulatory region sequence-specific DNA binding; DNA-binding transcription factor activity, RNA polymerase II-specific. The record is from RefSeq and is a predicted model, not a curated record. The transcript has 12 exons. Gene Ontology annotation, cellular component: chromatin; beta-catenin-TCF complex.